Messenger RNA from Exaiptasia diaphana, 775 nucleotides. Its product is annotated as 40S ribosomal protein S8. Lineage: Eukaryota; Metazoa; Cnidaria; Anthozoa; Actiniaria; Aiptasiidae. The coding region runs from base 1 to 498 and encodes 165 amino acids. Gene Ontology annotation, molecular function: structural constituent of ribosome. The transcript has 6 exons. Gene Ontology annotation, biological process: translation; maturation of SSU-rRNA from tricistronic rRNA transcript (SSU-rRNA, 5.8S rRNA, LSU-rRNA). The record is from RefSeq and is a predicted model, not a curated record. Gene Ontology annotation, cellular component: cytosolic small ribosomal subunit; ribosome.
AUGGCGGCUUCUUGUGCAAGUCAACUUUUUAUUUCACGACUUUCUGCAUUGAAAUUAUUACCUAGAUUCUCAGAUGYGCUGAAUGGAGGCAGACCUAAAAGUUUUUGGAGGAAAAAGAGGGAUCCAGCCAAUACUAGGUCUCCUAUAGUCAGUGUGGUGCAUAGUUUUGCCAAUGCUUCUCAUGUAGAAAGACAAGUUAUUGUAAAAGGCUCCAUUGUACAGAUUGAYGUCAGUCCAUUUAAAGCAUGGUGUGACAGCCAAGUUAAUGAUAGUCAAGAGAAAGCAGGUGUACCUACAGCUGAUGAUGAUCAUAAGACACAAGAAGGAACUCCUAUUAUAAGCAAAGAAAUAAAAGAGAUGUUAGAUUCUGGAAURUUAUUAGCCAAAAUUGACACAAGACCUGGUCAAGUUGGAGCUUGCAAUGGAUACAUUUUAGAAGGUCAAGAACUUGAAACAUUGAAAAAUGAUUUAAAUCUAGCAGCAGUUCAAAGAAACUGAUUUUUUAUUUGAUAAUUAUGUAAAAAUAUUUGUAUAAUAUGACAAUMAAUAGCAUAAAUUGUUAUUUGCAUGUUUUCGAAUCAUUCUUUUGUAGUACUUGAAUGCCAAAUACCUUGUCUAUCAGUAUAUUUUCACGUUUUGUGUCUGUCCUAGAUUUAAUAAUCCAGCUUAAGAUAAAGCAAUAAUAUAUAUUGAGUUGAAACGGUUUUGUAAAUAAUUUUCUCUUGAUAUUUUUCAUUAUUUUUAAUUUGAUUAUUAGAUCAAUGAUGAAAAGGAA